Messenger RNA from Salarias fasciatus (jewelled blenny), 2638 nucleotides. RefSeq lists its product as uncharacterized. Gene Ontology annotation, cellular component: nucleus. The coding region runs from base 143 to 1705 and encodes 520 amino acids. The record is from RefSeq and is a predicted model, not a curated record. The transcript has 5 exons. Lineage: Eukaryota; Metazoa; Chordata; Actinopteri; Blenniiformes; Blenniidae. Gene Ontology annotation, biological process: regulation of gene expression.
GCAGCCGGAGGAGCCGCGCCAGGAGCCGCCGCAGCAGCCCCACACACGCGGGGCCCAUCAGCGAGCAGCAGCCCUCCGAAGGGGGACUCCGGCCCGGCGCGGAGGAGAAUGAGAGAGCCCUCCCAGCGGAGGGGCCGAAGACAUGAACGGGGCCGUGUACAUUUCGUUUUUCCAGGGCCAGCUGGAGUCCGUGCUGGAGCAGGUCGUCCAGCUCGCCGUGCAGGAAAUCAGCAAGUCGGUGGGCUCCAGCCUGAACGCGCUGCUGCUGGAGACGGCCGUCAAGGAGCAGGAGAACCGCCGCCUCCGGGUCCAGCUGCAGUCCCGGGACACCCGCGGCCGAGCCUCGGACGGCGGCUCGCCGGUGGCCGGUAAGCACAAGGCCGGCAAAGCGAUGGGCGACGAGAGGACGGACGGCGGCAGGACAAAGCCCGAGCAGCCGCCGCAGCAGCUCCACGCCCCCGGGGGGCAGGGCCCGGAGCCCGGCGUGCACACCGACACGCGCCGCCUGGAGCAGCGAGGACGAGUCGUGGACCAGCUGAAAUCCGUCAUGGAGCAGGUUCUGGACUUCGCCGUGCGCGAGCUGACGAAGAUCGUGGAGGCGUCGUUCGACGACCUCCUGCUGGAGAUCACCAAGAUGGAGCGCGAGCAGCACGCCCUGGAGGAGCGGCUGGGCAAAGGCCCCCCCGAGAGAGGGGGCUCCGAGAAGGGCAGGGCGGGGGGCCGGAGGAGGGGGUCCGAGAACGACUCGGUGUCCCCCAGCGGCUCAGAGGACACCCGAGAGGAGGCCGAGGUCCCCGUCUCCAAGAAGACGGCGGAGAAAGACGAUCCGGAGCCGCCCCCGGUCCUCUCGGUCUCUCAGGACUGGGUCCCCAUCCUGGACAAGGUCUUCGGGCAGAAGUGGUGCAGCGACGUGUGGCAGAUCAAAGAGCUGGCCGGAGACGGCGGGGAGGGCGGCGGAGGCGGGCGGGGCUUGGGUGAGGCCGGAGCCCAUCGUGACGAGGUGCUGUCCGCCCCCUCGGUGACCCUGGAGCCCUCCCCCUCCUCCCCCCAGCAGGACCCCCGCUGGACCCCCCUGGAAGACAUGGAGGUGUUUUCUCCAGACGAGGACGAAGCCGAAGCGGCUGCUGCCGCCGCCGCCGCCACCGCGCCACAGACAGACAGCAACGCAGCAACGACCACACCGGGAGCAGGAGCGCCCUCUAGCCCCUCUGGGCGGCGCUCCUCGGCCUCCAUGCUCCAGCGCCUCCUCACUCUGCCGUCUCAGCUGCUGGAGGACGAAGAGGGCGAGGACCCGGUCGCCAAGGAAACGCUGGUCGUCCUGACGACAGACGGCGCCGCCGACCGCCGAGCCGACGCCGACCCACCGGACCGGCCGACCCGAGGAGCGGCGGCGGCGGAGGAGGAGGAGGCAGGGGAGGACGAAGAGGAGGAGGAGGAGGAAGACAAAGGGAGGAAGCAGAAGAAGCGACGGAGAAUGUGGUCGGAGUGCGAGGAGUGCGGGCGCCGCUUCAGCCGGAUGUCCCUCCUCAAGGCGCACCGCCACACGCACGGGAACGCCGCCGCCGACACGGCCUCGCCGUCCCCCCCGCCCGCCGCCGCCGCCUCCUCGCUGCCGCUGCACUGCUCCGAGUGCGGCAAGAGGUUCUCCUCCGCCACGCGGCUCCACAGCCACACCCGCACCCAGCACCCCGGGAACCGGUCCUGAGCCCGGCGGACGGUACGCGGGUCAGCAGGACCGGACGCACACUACCAGGCCCCUCCUCCCACAGUGCAACACUGUGCCUGGUCAGCGGUACAGAACAGCCCACUCCAGACCCAGACCCAGAUCCAGAACCAGACUCUAGUCUAAACCCAGAUCCAGAACCAGACUCUACUCCAAAUCUCAAUUACAGAACCAGGGUCCACUCCAGAACCAGAUCUGGCUCCAGGGUCCAGUCGUCUCUCAGUUUGAGCGAUUUGCAACUUUUUUUUUUUUUUUUUUUAAAGGCCAAAAUGUCCAAACUGAGGAGCUUCAAAACAAAAGCUUCAUAAAUCAGCCAAAAAUCUCACAUUAAGAUUUAAAAAAAAAAAAAAAUCUGAAGGACCGCAGUUCACCAACAAGCUUUUUGUAUCUCGAAACAGUUUAUCUUCAAACCUGUUUUUGAAGGAGUUUAUUUUUUUUCUUUUUUACAUUUUGAAAAUCAUCGAAAAAGUUAGAGAUCAUCAAAGAAGCAAUGAAAGUCAUUUUAUGCCUUUUUUUUCAGUUUAUUGGAUUCGAUCAAAACUUCAGCCAAGAAAUUUUUUUAACCGAAACGAAAAAAUAGUGAAACGCAAAAAAAAAAAAAAAGGAAAAUCGUGUUGGAUGAACUGGAAACUUGUUUUUCUUCUUUAUGUUUGACGUUGAAGGAUGAAGGGAAACUGCACACUCCUCUCCUCCUCUCCGCAGAUCUGUAGGAGAUUUUUAUCUUUUUGUUUUUAGCUGUCAUGGUUCAUGCCCCGCCCCUUCACUGGAUGCCCCGCCCCUGCAUCCUAAGCUCCGCCUCCCAGGUGUUGGUUGUGUGUGGAGCUCGUUUCUUAAAGUGACCUUCAUUUUGGACAGACUCCUUUUUGUUUUCCUCCCCACUCUGCAUUUGUUAUGUGCGAAACUGAAAAAAAACCU